Kwoniella botswanensis is the source of this 1230-nucleotide messenger RNA. RefSeq lists its product as uncharacterized. The coding region runs from base 1 to 1230 and encodes 409 amino acids. Gene Ontology annotation, biological process: proteolysis; attachment of GPI anchor to protein. Gene Ontology annotation, cellular component: GPI-anchor transamidase complex. Gene Ontology annotation, molecular function: GPI-anchor transamidase activity. The record is from RefSeq and is a predicted model, not a curated record. NCBI's taxonomy places the organism in Eukaryota, Fungi, Basidiomycota, Tremellomycetes, Tremellales, Cryptococcaceae. The transcript is spliced from 6 exons.
AUGAUCCUACGCUAUAUCUACCUCAUCCUGGCAACCCUUCUAGCAAUAUCAUCAUGUUUAGCCUCAAACUCAAACACUCAGCUGGACUCCCAACUAUCUGAACUAUUCUCCAACUCAACAAGCACAGGGAGACAUACGAAUAAUUGGGCAGUAUUAGUAUGUUCAUCAAGAUAUUGGUUCAAUUAUCGACACAUGGCCAAUACUUUGGCAAUGUAUCGUACCCUCAAGAGACUGGGUCUACCCGACUCGAACAUCAUCCUAAUGCUUUCGGACGACGUAGCGUGUAACCCCCGAAAUGCAUUCCCAGCUACGGUUUAUGCGAAUAAAGGAAGACAGAUGGAUCUGUAUGGGGAAGGUAUAGAAGUUGAUUAUAGGGGAUAUGAAGUUACGGUAGAGAGUUUUUUGAGAUUGUUGACUGGACGACACGAUCCAUCAAUCCCACGAUCCAAGCGAUUACUGUCCGAUGCAUCAUCUAACGUCUUCAUCUACAUGACUGGACAUGGAGGGAACGAGUUCCUAAAGUUCCAGGAUAACGAAGAAGUCUCUGCUUACGAUGUUGCGGAUGCUGUCGAACAGAUGUGGGAGAAGAGGAGGUAUAACAAAUUGUUAUUCACCAUCGAUACCUGUCAAGCCAAUACGAUGUAUUCGAAAUUCUAUUCACCAGAGAUAACUUCGACUGGUUCCUCAUCGUUGGGCGAGAACAGUUAUUCGCAUCAUAACGAUAUGGACAUAGGUGUGGCCGUCAUCGACUCGUUCACACAUUACAUCUUACAGUAUUUGGAAACUUUAGGCAAAACUUCUACUGCUACCCUGAAGGACUUUUUCGGUAUAUACGACCCAGUGAAAAUCCAAUCACAUCCCGGGAUAUCCACCUCACUCUCUUCCGUCCCACCUGAAGAAAUCCUAGUGACAGAUUUCUUCGGGGCCGUAGCCAGAGUGGAAGUCUCACCCAAACAAGCUGAGCUAUCACCUCUAUCGAAUGAGCUCAGGGAAAGUAAAUGGGAGAUCGUAGCCAAGCCUACAGGAAGGAUCGGAAGGAAGAACGAAGACGUAGAUUUCGAAGAGGAAUUGACUGAAAAAGGACAACUGGACACUAACAAAUGGCAGAAACCUUUGAUAGGCGGUAAGUCGGAGCUGAAGAAGGUGUUAAGCAGCUUGGUUGGGAUAGUUGGAAUCGGAUUAUUGUUGUAUGCUGGAAGUGGUACACAAGACAAGUUGAAAGAAGCAUAA